UUUGUCAUAGGAUUUUAUAUGAAACGAGGUCGAAGGCCUUAGAUAAGUCCAGGAAACAUGCAAAGAAUUAUAUAUAAAUUAUCAAUAAUUACAUAGAAAACUUCCAUAACUCAAGAACGAAUACUUGUGGUAAACACAUAAAUUACCCUUAUCAGUAUUUGAACCCGGUGGGACCUGCUGCUUCAUAGGCAGGGUCACUAUCGACUAGGCUUGGAGGCUGUCAAAACGUCUAGGUGUGUUUUCCGUUUUUUCCUCAUUCAUUCACCUGUUAUAUAAGGGAAAACAAACGUACUUUCAGUCUACAUAGUACAUUGUGCAUACUUAAAAAUAGUUUAAAAAGAGCCCGCUUCUAUUGUAGUACCGCAGACGUGCUUUGUUGUGGUUUCACAAUAGCCAUGGACCGUGCUGGUAAGAUUGCAUCUUUGACUGUUUUGGUGAAAGUAGUAUCAUGUUCCAUAGUUGGUUUAACUUACAUGGACCCCCUCAAUCUGGUUCCAUCUACAUCUCAGUUGAGGGGCGAAGAUCCUUGCAAGCCACUUUACUGGUACCCUAGAAGAAUUCCUGAUUACUGCUACGCUCCAAAAUCGAAUGCCGCACCGCCACCAGCUAAGCUCAUACCUGAACCACAACCAGACCCAAUGCCAUUGCCUUUGCCGCCGAUACCGUUGCCUUUGCCGCCGAUGCCGUUGCCGCCGAUACCGUUGCCUCCGCCGCCAAUGCCGCUACCUAUGCCGAUGCCGUUGCCUCCGCCGCCAAUGCCACUACCCGUGCCAAUGCCGAUGUAUUUACCAAUGCCAGGGCCUCCAGCUGUGCCUCUACCGAUGCCAGGACUAAUGCCUCUUCCAGCGUACGCUGCACCCGCACCUUUGCCCAUGGGGUCUCCAGCAUACCCACUAAAUUUACUGCCGGGACCAGGUAUACCCGCGAUUCAAAGAGGCUUAGUUCCAGGUGUGGAGGGUCUAGUAUCUCCUGACGGAGCAAUAAACAUUCUGCCAUUCUCGGACGCAUAUUCAGAGCUACUGGAGAAACAUAAACAGAAAAUGAUAAGGAGAAGGCUGCAAAAACUUCUCGACGAAUACGAGUAUUAUCCCAAGAAGAAAAAUCAUCGAAAACAUGGCUGGAUGGAUUAUUAGUAAUACCGAUAAGUUGAAUUGAGAUGUUUUCAUUGAAACUAAAAUAUUAUAAUUAAACAUUUAUUACAAGUAUUAAUUAAUAUAUAGGUACCUAACUUUACAUUAAAACGUGACUUAAAUAAGAUAUGUAUAUUUGUAAAAUUACAUAUCAAGGACUAUCAAUCGACUGUGAUUGAUUGUCAUUAGUCUUAAUUAUUGGACGGACUUCCUGAGGGCGACAAAUGUACAAAUUAUUAAAUAGACACUAAUUAUGAAUAUCAAAAUACUUGUUAAAUAAGUAGCUACGAAUUACACUAUCCUACCGCUAUUUAUAAAUUUAAAUAAGUGCCUAGUUUUAUUACAUGAUAUGAAUAAUUCGUCGCAUUCUAUAGGAUGAUAUCAAGAUCUAGAUUCAGUCACUAAAAUAUAUUUCUCGAAGGCAAAUGUCA
Messenger RNA from Cydia pomonella (codling moth), 1561 nucleotides. Its product is annotated as formin-2-like. The coding region runs from base 396 to 1133 and encodes 245 amino acids. NCBI's taxonomy places the organism in Eukaryota, Metazoa, Arthropoda, Insecta, Lepidoptera, Tortricidae. The transcript has 2 exons. The record is from RefSeq and is a predicted model, not a curated record.